Panthera uncia (snow leopard) is the source of this 12178-nucleotide messenger RNA. RefSeq names its product mitogen-activated protein kinase 8 (gene MAPK8). The record is from RefSeq and is a predicted model, not a curated record. Bases 4432 to 5715 code for a protein of 427 amino acids. Lineage: Eukaryota; Metazoa; Chordata; Mammalia; Carnivora; Felidae. Gene Ontology annotation, cellular component: nucleus; cytoplasm. Gene Ontology annotation, molecular function: JUN kinase activity; ATP binding. The transcript has 12 exons. Gene Ontology annotation, biological process: JNK cascade; protein phosphorylation.
UGUUCUGGACCUCAGUUCACUUGCCAACAGUCUGUAUAUAGAUUCCCUCAAACUAGGCACACAGUUGGUAACUCAUCCUUUUCUUCCUGACUCAUAGUCUUCUGAGGCAUUUUGCAGAAUAUGGUGGUACUUUAUAAGGUUUUGAGGCACAUUAGGAAUAUUUGCUUCAGUGCAGUGGUAAUAUUUAUUGAGUGUUUAUGUGUUUGGCACUGUACUAGGCAGUGAGGGGGAAAUACCAGAUGAAUAAACAGGAAAUGUUUAUCAAUAAGAAGCCCAUUGCAUUAGUUUUUUUUCCUUGAGUUUCUGAAGCCAAGUAAGGUAGAAUGAAAUAGCUGAAGGAAGUUGUGUUUGUAAUCAGUCAUGUGUAUAUCAUGAGGAGAAUUUUAUCUUGUUUUGACAUUGUCUGUGUUGAUAUUGUAGAAGAUUUUUAAAAACUAUUUUUUUUAGAAAUAUUUUAUGUUCAUGGUUAGUUUUAGUUGUUAAGUGGAAAGGAAAGGGAACUAAGAUUGGUUGGAUGCUUAUCAUGUUCCAGUUUCUUAUUUAAAAAAAAUUUUUUUAAACGUUUUAUUUAUUUUUGAGAGAGAGAGAGAGAGAGACAGAGCACGAGUGGGGAAGGGGCAGAAAGGGAGACAGAAUCCAGAGCAGGCUCCAGGCUCUGAGCUGUCAGCACAGAGCCCUACACGGGAGCCCUACACGGGGCUUGAACCCACAAACUGUGAGAUCAUGACCUGAGCCAAAGUCAGAGACUUAACCGUCUGAGCUACCCAGGCGCUCCUCCAGUUUCUUAUUUAAUGUACAGUAUUUAAUUUGAUUAUUUCCCAGUAGCCUGGAAGAUAAGUACAAAUAUCUCCAUUUUACAGAUGUAGAAACAGAGGAAUCAACUGGGUUAAGUAAAUUGCCCAGGAUCAAACAACUAGUAAAUGGAGAGGCAAAAUUUGGAUCCAUGCCAGACCUACUUCAGGGCUUUUGUUCUUUCUAGGCAUCUGUGUUGUCUCCUGGAAUAAUGGUCCUUGUGCCUCCGGAAAGGGAACCUGGGACUCUGGCAUGUCAAGGGUUGCUUUUAUUCUUUUGACCAAGAGAAAGCUAUUAUUUCCUGAAGUAUCAGAACCAAUUUUAGUGUUUAACUGGUUAGAUCCUUCCAUAGUUUGACAGAAAGGGAGAUACUCCAGUGGAUUGAUGGCCUUUGACAGUUGAUCUUUUAGCCACCUUUGAUGUUAUAAUAAAGAAGUGUUUGGGAAACUAGAGCAAUCACUCAUACUAUCUUUGACAUAAUCUUAUAAUGAUAGUAAACUUUGUGUAAAAAGUGAUUUAUCCAGAGAAAUUGUACCUAACCUUAUUUUUCAGGUAUUGUAUAUGUAUAUAUUUAGUACCCAUGGUAAUAACUACGAAUUGAUUCCAUUCAGUUUGAAAUGAUACGAUUUAAAAGAAAAUGACAAGUGACUGAAAUAAAAAUACACAACAUAUUAACAGUAUUGUAACUAGGUAACAGGUUGUUUCUUUUCACAAAACUCCCUUGUAUUCUCCAUUCUUUAAGGGUCAUGUAGCUGUGUAAAACAGGAAAUAUAGUCAUUGUCUAAGGUUCUUAAGUAAACAAGACUGAAAUAAAGUAAAACAAACUAAAAAAAAAUUACAUAAAACAGGUAUUUAAUUUCUCUAUGGUUGUGGUAUCAUUUUUCUUGGUUCUGUAGUCUUCGUCCUUUUCCACUUAUUAGUAAACAGUCGUUAGGUACAUAUCCUUCAGAGUUUUCAAAGUUGAUAUUGUACCUUCACAACUAUGAAAACAAAAAUAACUCCUGACUUGAACACAUUGAUGUUAUUUUAUGUCAUCAAAUUGCAGUUAAACAAUGUCAUCCCAUGACCAUGAGUAAUUUACACUCUGUCACCUUGUAAAUUACCCUACACACUGCUUACAUUGAGAUUUUUAUUCCUUUUGAUGUAUUAUUGGGCAUUGACAGUUACUGUAUUUAUAAAAUGUUGCAUUGUAUGGAAAUUCCAAAGCAUUGCUAACUCUUGAUAACCAAGAUAAUGAUAAGCUAAAGAGAGUCUUAAUUCUAUCUUUCAAGGGGAAUGUAUAAUUAUCUGUCUAUAACGAAACUUUGGCAAAGUUAGAGCUGAGCCAGAGUCAGAUGCUUAACAACUCAGCCACCCAGGUGCCUUGGCAAAGGUGUUUUAAAAAGUGUGUGGAAUUUCUAGCCAUUUUAUUAUCGAUAGCUAUGUAUCUGAGUUAUUUUUUAGAUAUAAGGAAGGAAUUCUAAGUUGUCAAGGAAUGUGCAUGUUCAGUGAGUUACAGUGGUGGAAUGACAAUUGGGUAACAAUUGUAUCUUGCUGAAUCAACUUACUCUAAAUCUUAAUUGCAUAUUUUAUUGUUUAGUCUCUUCCUGAUUCAAGGAGAAGUCACAAUAGGUAGAAUUUAAUAGCUAGCAUGUUCUACUUCAUAUCUUGUAGAAUGUUCUUGGCAAGUAAAGUCCACAAGAAAUAAAAAAUAAAAUGAGAAUUCUUACAGACUACAGUUUAUCUAAUCUGUUUUCCAUAAUUUGAAGUGUCUAUGUCUUGUGUAAUAAGAGAACCCUAGGUAUAGUCAAAUAUUUAACCCAUUAUAACGUAUUGUUAGUUGGAAAUGAACAGAUUUUUUUAAAUGAAUAUUUUUAAUGUAUAUUUUAUAUCCCUGUGUCUUGUAAAUGUCAUUGGUUUGCUAUUUUGACUUUUUUGAUUGUGGUCCAUAACCAAUAUCUGGUCCAUAAAAACAUCACAAAAAUACAGAUACAGUAUACACUGUGUGUGUGUGAAAGUAAAAGUUUCACAAUUAUUAACACAUGAGCUUCUCUCUCUGAUACUCUGUUCUCUUCUGUUUCAUUUGAAAAAUCUAAUCAAAAUUGAUUUCAUGAUCCAUCAGUGGGUUGGGACACAUAGUUGGGGAAAAAAAUGCCAUAUAGGAUUGAAAAGUAAAUUUUUCGCCCUAAGUAUUGGCAGCUAACUAUUCUGAAGCAGCUAGGAAAUUUGAAAGCUUUCUUACUGCACUUUAAUGGCUGGCUUCAAAAAAAAAAAAAAUCUUGCUUUCUUGAAUCCUCUCUGCUGUGUAAUCACAAAUGUUAUUUCACUUUGUUUUUCUGGAUGUGAAUAUUUAACUGAGUGACAGAAGGUGUUAAAACCAAAAAAAUCUUACUUUCUUGACUCAUCCCUGCUGCAUAAUCACAAAUGUUAUUUCACUUUGUUUUUCUGGACUUGAAUAUUUAACUGAAUGAUUAGAAGGUGUUAAACCAAGAACCAUCUGAGAUACCAAGCCCACAAAGGAAAAUUUAAUAUUGACUGAAAUACCCUUGUUAAUUGUAUACUUUUACAAUUAAGACAUUUUAGUUAAUACAAAGUAAGUUUCAAGUUAGUUUUUUAAAGGGAUGUCAUUAACCAGGACAAAACAACAACCCUUGGUAACGAAAACAUUUUAAACAUGAAAAGUCUAUGUUGUAGACAAAUAGAAUUUUAUUACUAAUAAGUAGUCAUUAUCAUAUUCGGGAGCAUUAAUAACUCAUUCAAAUCAUUUACAUUGAAUUGCUUUACAUGUUUUAUCUUUGCAUAACCAAGAAACUUGACAUUUUUUGUUGACAUAAAAUUUUACAGUUGGAUAUAUAGGUAACUUUUAGUACAGUAUAAAAAAUACUAAUACUAAGUGUCAUGAAAGGUAUAGAUAAAAUUCAGAUGACAAGUACCAUUUUCUGGCCUUAUGUGAUGGCUUAUAUUUAAACACUUGGAAAUGAUGGAGAAAGGUGUUUCACAGAAGAGAACAGAGACGUAAAGGCAGAAAAGUUGGAUACGUUCAAGAAAUAAAAAGAAGUACAGUUGAAUAGGCUUUGUUCUAGAGGUAGUUUUUAAGCAGAGGAGAGAAUUGACAUUUUUUAAUACCUAGUUGUUAUAGGAGAUAGGAUGGAUUUCAAGGGGGUGAAAUUAGGCGGAGAGAUUAAAAAAUUCAUUGAAAUAGUUUAGAGAAGAAGAAAUGAGAUUGAAUAGGAUAGUGUCUACAGAAAUAAAGAAUUUAUCCAAGAUACCAGAGGAAAAUCAACAUGAUUUGUCAACUCGUUAGAUUAAUUUAUUCAUAAGUAUUAGAUUAAUUUAUUCAUAAGUAUUAGAUUAAUUUAUUCAUAAGUAUUUAGGUAUCUGCUGUGCGAUUCUGAGAACACAACUGUGAACAAAACAAAUGCUAUUUGUCCUUACAGGGUUUUUAUUAGUCCAAUGGGAAGCCCAAACAUUUACAAAUACAGUAAUACAUAUGCUGCCAUAGAGGAAAGCUACUGUGCCCCGAGAGUGACUGCACUGGCCACUAAACUCAGAAACCUUACUGUUGUGUACGUCUUGACCAGGGAAAGUGAGUGGGGAGAAGUACGUUGCAGCUUCUCGGUGAAUAUUUGGAUGAAGCCAUUAAAUUAAUUGUUUGCCAUCAUGAGCAGAAGCAAGCGUGACAGCAAUUUUUAUAGUGUAGAGAUUGGAGAUUCUACAUUUACAGUUUUGAAACGAUAUCAGAAUUUAAAACCUAUAGGCUCAGGAGCUCAAGGAAUUGUAUGUGCAGCUUAUGAUGCCAUUCUUGAAAGAAAUGUUGCAAUCAAGAAGCUGAGCCGGCCGUUUCAGAAUCAGACUCAUGCUAAACGGGCUUACAGAGAGCUAGUUCUAAUGAAAUGUGUUAAUCACAAAAAUAUAAUUGGCCUUUUGAAUGUUUUCACACCACAGAAAUCCCUAGAAGAAUUUCAAGAUGUUUACAUAGUCAUGGAGCUCAUGGAUGCAAAUCUUUGCCAAGUGAUUCAGAUGGAACUAGAUCAUGAAAGAAUGUCCUACCUUCUCUAUCAGAUGCUAUGUGGAAUCAAGCACCUUCACUCUGCUGGAAUUAUUCAUCGGGACUUAAAGCCCAGUAAUAUAGUGGUAAAAUCAGACUGCACUUUGAAGAUUCUUGACUUUGGACUGGCCAGGACUGCAGGAACUAGUUUUAUGAUGACGCCUUACGUAGUGACUCGCUACUACAGAGCACCUGAGGUCAUCCUAGGGAUGGGCUACAAAGAAAACGUUGACAUUUGGUCAGUUGGGUGCAUCAUGGGAGAAAUGAUCAAAGGUGGUGUUUUGUUCCCAGGUACAGAUCAUAUUGAUCAGUGGAAUAAAGUUAUUGAACAGCUUGGAACACCAUGCCCUGAAUUCAUGAAGAAACUACAACCAACAGUAAGGACUUACGUUGAAAACAGACCUAAAUAUGCUGGAUAUAGCUUUGAGAAACUCUUCCCCGAUGUACUUUUCCCAGCUGACUCGGAACACAACAAACUUAAAGCCAGUCAGGCAAGGGACUUGUUAUCCAAAAUGCUGGUAAUUGAUGCAUCUAAAAGGAUCUCUGUAGAUGAAGCCCUCCAGCAUCCAUAUAUCAAUGUCUGGUAUGAUCCUUCUGAAGCAGAAGCUCCACCACCCAAGAUACCUGACAAGCAAUUAGAUGAAAGGGAACAUACAAUAGAAGAGUGGAAAGAGUUGAUAUACAAAGAAGUUAUGGACUUGGAGGAGAGAACCAAGAAUGGAGUUAUACGGGGGCAGCCCUCUCCUUUAGGUGCAGCAGUGAUCAAUGGCUCUCAGCAUCCAUCGUCAUCAUCGUCUGUCAAUGAUGUGUCUUCAAUGUCAACAGAUCCGACUUUGGCCUCAGAUACAGAUAGCAGUCUGGAAGCAUCAGCUGGACCUCUGGGCUGUUGUAGAUGACUACUUGGGCCUUGGCAGGGGGGUGGGGGGAUGGGGAGUCGUUUAGUCAUUGAUAGAACUACUUUGAAAACAAUUCAGUGGUCUUAUUUUUGAGUGAUUUUUCAAAAAUGUAGAAUUCAUUUUGUAGUAAAGUAGUUUAUUUUUUUUAAUUUCAAGUGAUGUAAUUUAAAACUUAAGUUGUGUUUUAAAACAGCAACAAAACUAUUGUAUUUUUGCUGUAAUUAACUGUAUAAUGUAAACCUAAUUAUUUUAUCAUGGUUUAAAAUUUUUGCAUAUUUGCUUUAUCUUAUGCUGCUGAUUUUUUUUUUUUUACUGAAUUUGUAAGAUUUUGUUUAUCAAAGCAACUAUUAUGUGGUGACUUGCCUAUAUCAUGAAUUAUUUAAGAUUUUUAUAGGUUUUUUUUAUUAGAAUUUUAUUUCAAAUGUUUUGUUCAUGAUGCUAUCCUUCAGGGUUAUGUGCUUAUCAAUGAAAUAACCCCAGAGGAGUGAGGGGUUGUAUUCCUCUGUAGCCAGUUGUAUUCAGGAAUAACUACUGUAAAUGAUGAACGUGUUAAAAAACCUCCAAUAUUUGCUACUUGCCAAUCUUAAUUUAAUUUCAACAAUUGGUAGGUAAUCCUACAUCCUACAUUGUUUUUUGGCAAAAGCCCCAUCAUCUAAAUGACAGAAUAACUCAGAGCAUGUCUUUGAAGAUGCUGGGCGUCUACCACCACCCUCCUAUUCCCCGCACUCCCCCACCCCACACAACAGAAGCCAAGUAAAAAGAGUAUGGUAUUUUCUGCAAAUUUGUGGCAUGCUCAAAGAUUAUGAUCACAUAAAGUCAAGAGGAUACUUCAUGAAUAAUACAUUUCAAUGCAAAUAAACAGAUGGUUCACUUCUACUAGCUAUGAGCCUGUUUUUGUAUACACUGAGUUAAUCUACUCAGGCUGUAGGUCCCAGCUGUGGUCUAGAGUCUGGUCUUUCCCUUUCCUGCAGCCUCAGGCCCUUGGACCUGGGACCUUUCUGGUUUCCUAGCAUGAUAUCAGUCAGUUGAGCACCAGUUCUCAAGGCGUUUCUGGCCAUUUGAUUCUACCUGUAGCAUAAUCUAUUUAUACUAGCUGUCAGGAGGUUCCGAAGCCUACUUCAAUUUCUGUAGGUGAUGUAUCAAAUGAGCAAUAUACCGUUCAUCUGAAAAUAGUAGCACACAGCCAUAUAUAGGAUAUCAUUUUCUAAGGACUGUUUCUUCACAUUGAGCAGAGCAGGCAUAAGUGGUGGUUAUUCAGUCUGAGUCUUUGUUUUUUUUAUACCUGAUUUUCAAUAAAACAUGCAAUGUGGAUGUUGAGUAGGGUAAGAAUGGUGCUGCUCCUGACAAGUGUAUGUUAACUGUUUACAUUUUCUAUCUGCGGAAUUAUUUCUCCACAACUGAAUUUUUCGUAAGUAAAUGUCAUUGAAGUCUCAUUUUCUCUGAAAUACAUCAUCUGUACGGCCCCAGGCACCUUUUGUUAUUUUUGGAACAAGACGGAUUUUAUAUCAUGAACUGGGAAAUGCAUACGUAAAUCAGUGACAAGGUUCUAGGCAGGAAGCCCAUGGGAAUUACUGACCAGUAAGAGCAAGAACUGGUGCAUCUCAACAUGCAGUGUCUGAAAGUUCGCUUGGCCUGUGAUUCGUGUAUUUAGUGCAAGAUGCCUUUUGAGUUACUUAUUUUAGGUUAUUGUUAAUGUGCAAUAUUCAGGAUUAAAAUACAUUAGCCUUUUUAAUAUGCUUUGAAAUAGCAAGUUUGGUUUUGAUGGUUUUAUGUCAUGAUAUCUAGCCUCUGGAGGUUGUCAGCCUUUUUAUCAGUCCCUUUUCUACUCCUACAACAUGGUGCAUUAAUUUUGUUAAGCAAAUUAGAGUUUUGAGACUGUAACACCUCUAGAGUGGCAGAAACAGGAUUGGAUUUACGAUGUUAGCAGAAAUUUGAGCAUGAGUGUGUUCUUAGUUUAUAUUAGUUUGGCAGUUAAUUAGCUUUAUUUUCCCUAGGAUAGAUUAUUACACUAUUGCACUUUAACAACUGACAUGCUUUCAGAAGUUCCCCAUAUUUUAUGUUUGAUUGCUAAUAAGCCAUCUCUGUUGAUACAGAUUUUGAUUAAGCAAGGAAAACCAGGUGUUCUUCCUGUAUCAUCUGUUGUAAAUGCCAGCUCCCCCUUGCCAGCCAGCAUGUUUCAGUUGAUUCAGAGAAAAGGAAUUCUUAUUCAUUAAUGUAGACUAAAAUACUUGGCAAACUAUAUCCUGAAAACAAAGUUUGCUUGUUAAAUGUUGUGUGCCCUACGUUUUUAAAAUGCGAUAUCUAAAUACAACUUUCCCUCAUCCCUUAAAUCUGUGAAGUUAGAGAAGUACUGAUUGUUUUUGUUUUACAGCGUCUUUGAACCUUUAAGACAUCUUAAACAUUUGUGUGUGUUUUAAGAGAAAUUACAAGUAAGAUUUCUGUCCAGCAGUACUUCCGUAAAGCCACCUUGCUUCUCUUAGAGCUUUGGUUUUUCAACUUCAUAUAUAUUUAAUAUAUCCAUCAUCUUACCGUCAAAAAAUUAUUUUGACUAAGGUUUAUUGUUCACAUUUAUAUUAUUUUAUUAUUCACCUUUACGGGAAAGAGACACUAAUUCUUUUCUCCUAGUUCUUCCUGAUUUCCUACUCUGUUACUCUCUGAUGUAUACUGACCAUUUGUAAAAUGAUUGUGUUGUUGGGAUUGCUUCGUUACAAUAUACGUGAAUAGAGCAUCUCAACUCCUUGACGCUGCUUGCCGAACAGUUCUCAUUUUGUCACACACCCUCAGCUGCUGGUGUUCCUGGUAUGCACCCUUCCAGGUCGGUAAAGGCACAGUGCUUCACCCCACACGUACUAAGAGAAAUGCCAGCCUUUAAAUGAGGAGGCCACCACACAACCCCCUUCACGGUACAGAGAAGCUUGGUGGUAUGCAAAGCAGCAGACUUGCCUGUACUUUUCAUUAUUCUGUUCCUUGUUAACCCUGCUGUUUUGUCUAAAAAGAUGAAGGUGAAGAGGACGUAAGUGUCUGAUAGUGAAAUCAGAAGAGGGCACGUGAAGCUGUUUCAGGGUUACAGAUAAGACUUGGUUUACACUGUCGGCCAGUAUGUGCUACACAUAUGAAGACUUAACUACUCAGUGUUGCCUAGGCACAAGCCUGCACCACACUUGGAGGUAAAGACAUAGUCUAUUUUCAAAAAUACUGUUGUAGUUUGUGAGUGUUGUUCAUUAGUCACACAUUAGCUGUAGAGUGAAUGCAUGAAGCCCCAUGACCCCAGUAAACUUCUCUUACCAGUAGAAAAACCAAACACCACUGUUCUGUCAUUAGCAGCCCUCUUAAAUGUUGCCUCCAUAUCCUUUACGUGUUAGCGUACAUUGUGUUUCUGUGAUCUCUCUUAGGUUUUUCCUGAAUCAGAGGAAACUACUUUUUCCUUAAUAGCAAGAAAGAUGAAAAGGUAAAGGGCAUUGAAGCAGAAAUGUAUAGUUUGGGGUACGAUUAGAAAACUCGCAAGGAAAACAAAAAUCCGAAUUAAUUUCAAACUAACUGCUCUUAGUUAAGUGCUCUUAAGGAGAGUCUAGUAAGAGUAACAAUUUCUGGCCAUUUCUAGUUUAGAUUCUCUUCGUUACUGAGACUUUUGAGAAAUCUGUGGAUUAGUUUUGCACAAUGUUCUAUUCUCACAAUAAUUUACAAAUUAAACUAGGUUUUUAUUGAACUACCUCACACUAAUUUUCUAUGCUUUCCCAAGUAAGCUAUUGCCCUUACUGUAAGCUCUUUACUGAGUGUGAAUUAUAAAUGUGUGUUAAAUACUUUAUAGCCAAUGUUGACACAAUACCAGUAAGUAUGUAAAAUAUAUACCUUGCAUCAGUAAGAGAGACUCAUGCGUAAAAUCUUUCACUGUGUAUCUUGGAAAAUUGUGUUAGAUGUGUUCGUUGGACAUUAUUAUGGUCUGUUUUUAUAAGUAGAAACCUGCUCGUGAUAUCAGUCCAUUCUUUACAUUUUACAAAAGGAAUAAAUCUUAGUAAAUUUUACGAAGAAAUAAAUUACUUUUGUAGGCCCGAUAUUUGGUAUAUUUUUGAGAAGCUCUUAAUCUUUUAGCUGAAUGAUGAAGUUAAACUGAACUAGCUGUCUACUUGGACUGUGACAUCUAUUUUCUCAUUACAGUUUAUCCUGUUCAACAGGUUUAAAACCUGAAAACCUACAUAUGAUAAUUGACAUUUGCUUUUCUCCCUAUAAUGCCAUUCCUUCUUCAUACCUGUUCCUUCCCUGUGUUCCAUUCCCUCUCCUCUCCUCUAGACAAAACAAAAUGGGGCACUUUGUAGGGAAUGCUGAGAUAAUUAUUGUGGUUUUUAAUCAUUCAUGCCCUAGUCAUUAAACAUGCACCACUGGAAUGUAAACAUUGUUACCUAGUAUGUUAAUUGGUUAUAAUAUUUUAAAUAAAAAAGAAAAAAGUGGUAUGAAAAAUAUGAAAUUAAGAGUUUUUUCAUUGAAAACGAAAUAUAAAUUUGUGCUAAAAAAGUUUUUAUGGGCAAUUUUAAGAUUCCCUGUGGAUUGGUAUUAAAGGGGUAGUAGGACUAGGGCAGCUUUCUUAGAUUUGGAUUUAUACAGAUUGUGAAGAGCCUAAAGUACCACUCUGCUUUUCUGGUUUAUCUAGUCUUGCUUUUCUUGUAUUUGAAAUCUCUGGAGAACUGUAUCUAAAAGGAAUUUUCUUCAGUGCCCUUAACCUAGUUCUCAGUAGCCAUGUAAGAGAGCAGCCAUCGCGGCCACUUGGCAAAAACAAGUUUAAUUUUAAAAGGAUCUAUUUCAAAACGAACUGGGGAUUUCGGUUUUGAGUGUGUUUUCAACUUUGCCAUGCUUCUCUUCUCUUUGCCGAACUGGGCAGGCUGCUACGUGGGUAUCAGGGUCGCCCACUGUAUACGUCCAGCCUCUGUAUGAGGUCACUCCCUCUCUUGCUCAACUCUUACUCCAGAAAACCAUCUUCUCCAUGCUUUCCCCAUUCACCUGCACUCAGACUUCCCUGCUCUGAGGAAAGGACGAGACGGGGUCGGUCUUUACCUGAUCACUGCAGCUCCAUCGGCCUACGGGGUCGCUGGCCUGGUGCAUGCGCUCUGCUCUGUCACGGUCGUUAGAUCUCCAGUGAGAGACUGGGUGGCAAAAGCAGACAUCAAAGUUUUGAGUCCAUAUAAUUUCUGCCCAGUUGUAAUACCCUGGUGACACCAAAUGAAAGGGGGUAGUUCGCCCUUAUUAGUCUAGGUACUAUGUCUGUUUUAGUAUGGUACCUUAGAAGGUCGAUUGACUUCAUGUAAAUGAACAUUGAUUUGUACUAGUUUUGUGGUUUAAAAUUUUUUUAGCUUUUAUAGCUUAAACACUGAUAUGUCUUUGGACUUCAUUUUAACUGAAACACAUCAAAUAUGCUUUUCUAAUUUUAGACUUCUAACAUAUAAUCAGUUCGCGAAUGCAUAUAUGUCUACGAUCCUAUGUUGGAAGCUGGGGGUAAGGAAAGAUAACAAAUGGGACGACGGUCUGGUCAACCUGAUUGAAAUACUGUUGUGUAGAUGGGCAAGAACCAUGCUGAAGGGACAUGGAGGGAUUGGUCAGGAAAUGAGGGUUUUGCAGAAGAGGCAUUUUUUGAGCCUUGGUAUAAGGAAUGGUAUUCCCGGGUAAGGGAAAAGCAAGGAGGCUUAAAAGUGUGUGCAUGGGCAAGGAAUGUGGAAUGGCCUGACAUGAGAGUGGGUGUGGAGAGAAUAUAAUGAGAGAAGUCUGAAAAGCUGGGGAUCAGAACUGAAACAUUUGGAGGAAUUGUCUUCAUUUUAAAGGCAGUAGGAACUUACAGUUUGUGAGAAAGAGUAAUGUGACCAGACCUUGGUUUUAGGAGGGACACUGGUAGUGGGAGCAAGCUGGUUAGACUGGAGGUGUGGAGAUUGGUGACUGGGAAGCCAAAGAUACACAGCUGAGAGCUGAGGUCAUUAUUUGCACAAUGAGAAUGGAAGAGAGAAGACUCAGGUUGCCAUUAACUACGCGAAAUAGCUGAGAUUAGCAUUUGGGGCUGAGCCCUAGUGAUUGGGCAGCACAGCAGGUGUUGUGCAGGGAAAACACGUCCAAGGUAUUUUCCAGUUUGUACAUCACAGAUUGAAGAGUCCGGGACAGAACACACAUCAGGUAUGGCAUCAGCUUGCCACUUAAAUGUUUCAGCGAGGGAGGAAAGGAAUAAUUUCUCCCUUACUGCCGGUCACCUCUCCAGUCUCUUCCAUUGUGAGGUCUGUGUCAUCUGCUUGCAUGGCUCUUACACCAAUUCCAUUAGUGUCAUUUUGUGGACAGAAGAAAAAGGGGAUUCUUGUUGGGUAUAACAUAUGUAAGACUUAGCGUUCCCUGGACAGGUGUGGGAGCAUAGUUCUGCUUAGUAAGGAUUGAGUGAGUGGUGAAGCAGCAGUAAAAGUGCUUUGGAAAAGUUGGCAGGAAAUAAAAGAAUCCU